This is a messenger RNA of Benincasa hispida (wax gourd), 1204 nucleotides long. RefSeq names its product large ribosomal RNA subunit accumulation protein YCED homolog 1, chloroplastic-like. The record is from RefSeq and is a predicted model, not a curated record. NCBI's taxonomy places the organism in Eukaryota, Viridiplantae, Streptophyta, Magnoliopsida, Cucurbitales, Cucurbitaceae.
AAUUUUGAAAUAUGAAGUUAAUAGUGUUAUAUAACUGGAAAGAGAACUGAGCGCUAAAAUCCUUCCCCGACUUAAGCGAUAGAUAUCUGCAUAGCGUCACCAAAAUCUCCACCAUUUUCGCGAACUCAGAAUGGGAUUGUUUUCGACUUCAUAAGCUGGUUAGUUUGAAUAAUCUGCAGAGCCUGCUUGUGUAGCUAGAAAUUCCCUUAUCCAAUUUCUAUGUGCAGUAUUUAAGAUGUCAGCCACAUUCCCCACAUCAUCCGUCGUUUCAUCUUCUCAUUCCAACGAAUUUAUUAAGGUUUUCUACUUGAAAUCAAAAGGGAAUGUUUCUUUUGAUUCGCACUGCCGAGUUCCAUGGAAAUUUAUGAGAAAUAUUCAGCCAAGCUUGGGUGACUCAUGUAUUAUGCUGAAAUCUACUUCCAUAAAGUGUGUGAAACCUACUUAUCAAUCCCUUUUUGAGGACAAUUCCAUAAUUACUGAUUGGGAGGAUAAAGGAGACAUCGAGGAGAUGGGCUCACCUUGGGAAGGAGCAGUUAUUUACAAGAGGAACUCAUCAGUUUCUCAUGUGGAGUAUUGCACAACAUUAGAGAGGCUUGGAUUAGAGAAGCUUUCGACUGAUGUCUCGAAAUCUAGAGCAUCAGCAAUGGGUCUUCGCGUAAGGAAGGUUGUGAAAGAUUAUCCUUUUGGAACUCCUGUUCAAAUCUCUGUUGAUGUUACAAGGAAAGAAAAGAAGUUGAGGCUUGAUGGGAUAGUUAAGACUGUGAUCACUCUCAAUUGUUAUAGGUGUUGUGAACUUGCUCCAGAAUGCAUUUUCUCAAAUUUCUCCAUCAUACUAAGCGAAGAACCGAUCGAAGAACCUGAUGUCAUAAAUAUGGGAAUCAUUAGCGGGCAGGAUAUGUUCAAGACAUAUGAUGGGAAUAGUGAUGAAGAUGAUGAAGAGUUAGUUGAUUUGGAUGAUCAACUCUAUUUUCCUCUUAUAGAGAAAGAAAUAGAUAUAUCAAAGAACAUCAGAGACAUCUUGCAUCUGGAAAUUACUAUGAAUGCGAUAUGUGAUCCAGGAUGCAAAGGUAUGUGUCUGAAUUGUGGUAUAAAUUUGAAUACUGGAAGCUGUAACUGCAGUAAGCAGGCUGUAAAGAAGAAUGAUUUUGGUCCUCUAGGAAAUUUGAAAAAGCAAAUGCAGAAAAAUUCUAAGAUUUGAAUGCAA